This is a messenger RNA of Triplophysa rosa, 5949 nucleotides long. RefSeq names its product C-terminal binding protein 2, like (gene ctbp2l). The record is from RefSeq and is a predicted model, not a curated record. The transcript is spliced from 10 exons. Lineage: Eukaryota; Metazoa; Chordata; Actinopteri; Cypriniformes; Nemacheilidae. The coding region runs from base 790 to 3393 and encodes 867 amino acids. Gene Ontology annotation, molecular function: NAD binding; transcription corepressor activity; oxidoreductase activity, acting on the CH-OH group of donors, NAD or NADP as acceptor.
CUUUAUGAGGACAUACAUUGACGCAAUGCAAUCUCUAGCCCGUCACCCUAACCAUCAGAACUACAUGCCUGACCCUAACCCUGACCCUAAACCUAAUUGUAACUUAAACCCUAAAACCAAGUCUUCACCCUCAAACAGCCCUUUAAAGGGGUCUCUGGAAGUGAGGACCGGCUAAAAUGUCCUCACUUUACUCUCCUUGUCCUCACACCGCUGGUCUACAACUCAAACCGGUCCUCACAAAUAUAGAUGUACAAGUACACACACACACACACACACACUCUCACACAAACAAACAGACACACACACACACACACACACACACACACACACACAGAUGUACAGGGCUGCUGGUGAUGUCUGAUUUGAAGAAUGUUUGUUUGUCAUCAUCUGAUGCUGUUGCGCUUCACUCCAGUGGUCAUGAUGCUUUUCAGUUGGUGUUUGUGCGAUGUGUUGUGCUCAUCAGACUCGCUUAUGUUUCCAGGUCUGAAUUAUUCAGCGCUUUCCUGCCCGUAUGAAGUCACAUGAUAGCGUGACCCGGAGUGAAGCACAGAAAAAUGUCUGUCAGAGAUCAGGUGAAACGUGAACACCCCUCACACACCUUCACAUGACACACGAGACGUGAAACCCGACACGCUCCAGCCUCCUCUCGCUCCUCUCGUCUUACCUGCGUUCAGGAGCCGUUUGUCUUUCAGUCUGCGCUGGUUCUCCAUCACGCUCAGGUGUGUUUAAGACGUCGUGUUUCUGCUCAGUUCUCUCCGGCCCACAGAUCACCGUCUCUUCAGCGACGUCAUGGCCGUACGAGGCACCAUCCCUCCUCCGGAUUAUUACCCAUUCGACAUCGCUCUGUCUGCGCAGCCGCCUGAAGAUCUGCAGGGCUUUUACAAGGGCAGCACACACAUGCUGAGCAGAUCAGGAUCUCAUUAUGGGCUGGCAACAGGAGGGGUCAGGUCCGCGUGGGAUCAAGGGCAAGCCAGAGCGACUACUCCAGGUCCUGUGGCCGGUCCUCCCCCCCCUCCGCCUCCUCCUCCCCCGCCCUCGGCUCAUGAGAUCAGCCGCUUGUACAGGGAUUCUCUGGCUGUCAAGAUAAUUUCAGAUAAUCAGCGUGCUCGCAGUAGAGCCGCCUCGCCCGCCUGCUUCGGCAUCGAGUCCGCCCCGUCCAGGUAUCUGGCCGAGACGGGUCAUUCUGCAUACGGCGACGUCAACGGCCUCCCCCUGGAGUCCUGUCAGCCGCCCUCCACCUGUAUAGUGAUGGACCCCACGGCUCCGGUCAUGGAUGGGAAUCUCUCCCGAGGGACUCCGGCUUACGGCUCCAUGGCGACGCAGAGGAUGCCCUACGACCCCGCUUACGACCCCAACUUGUCGAUGGCGCCAGGUGCGGGGACGAUGCCGGUCCACCACCCUUCGGCGGCUGUUUCGGCAGACCCGAAGAGAAGCGUGGAUCCAGGGUUCCUGGCUCUCCUGCGCUCGGAGGGACUGUCGGAGAGCACCAUUACUCUGCUCCUGCAGCAGGGCUUUGACUCUACUGGCAUGCUGGCUGUGAUGGAAGACCACGACAUCCGCUCGGUGGUGCCCAACUUGGGACAGGCGCGCAUGCUGUCUCGACUGGUCCUCAGCUGUAAGACGGGCACGAGCAGUGGCGCCGCCGUCCUGAGGGGUCGCUCUAACAGCUUCAGCCACCGCAGCGACCUGUACGUGCAGCCUCAGGCCCUCAGCGUGGACGGUCACCCGGUGCAGCAGCCGCCCACUGCCCUGCAGUCCGCCUCUCUGAGAAUGGGCGAGUUUCUGGGCCGCCGGCCGUGCAGCGCUCCUUCUCAGCAUCUGCUGGAAACCGCCACGUACCCGACGGCGCGUCCGCUCGGGGGACUUCCCGUCAGUCCUGGCGGUUACGGUGGGGGGUUGCCGCAGACGCGCCCCCUCUCCAUGUACACCAACUCCCACACUGGCCUCGCCGCGUCCGCUCAACAGCAGCCCGUGGCGCCCAAGACCUUCUCUGGCACCUACACGCCCAUGGAGCUGAUGAAGCGUCCUGUGAAUCUUCCUCCUCUGUCUCCAGCUCACAGUCCUCAUCACAGUCCUCAGUUACUGCGGAACGGAGGCGCUCCUGUGGAGGCUGGCGUUCUUCAGGUCUCUUCUGCCCUGCAGACUCACACCCUCAAUCCAAACAACAUGCUGAGCCGUCGAACCGGACCGCCCGUCAUUGUGUCCACCAUGGCUUCUCCUGACACAAGUAAUAGAUCUCAGAUCAUGAACGGUCCUCUUCAUCCUCGUCCUCUGGUGGCUCUGUUAGAUGGUCGGGACUGUACGGUGGAGAUGCCCAUCCUGAAAGAUCUCGCCACUGUCGCCUUCUGUGACGCACAAUCCACACAAGAGAUUCACGAGAAGGUGUUAAAUGAGGCUGUUGGUGCGCUGAUGUAUCACACGAUCACUCUGACACGAGAAGAUCUGGAGAAGUUUAAAGCGCUCAGAAUCGUCAUACGGAUCGGCAGCGGAUACGAUAACAUCGACAUCAAAGCUGCAGGAGAGCUCGGUAUCGCGGUGUGUAACAUUCCGUCGGCAGCAGUGGAGGAGAGUGCAGAUUCCACUCUGUGUCACGUGUUGAAUUUGUACCGGAGGAACACGUGGUUGUAUCAGGCGCUGCGGGAGGGCACACGUGUGCAGAGCGUCGAGCACAUCCGUGAGGUGGCGUCAGGAGCCGCUCGUAUCCGUGGAGAAACACUCGGACUCAUCGGCUUCGGUCGCACGGGUCAGGCUGUGGCUGUGAGAGCUAAAGUGUUCGGCUUCAAUGUGAUCUUCUAUGACCCGUAUCUACAGGACGGUCUGGAGAGAUCUCUGGGUGUUCAGCGUGUGUACACACUGCAGGAUCUGCUGUAUCAGAGCGAUUGUGUGUCUCUGCACUGUAACCUGAACGAACACAAUCAUCAUCUCAUCAAUGACUUCACCAUCAAACAGAUGCGUCAGGGGGCGUUCCUGGUGAACACAGCGCGGGGGGGUCUGGUGGAUGAGAAAGCUCUCACUCAAGCUCUGAAAGAGGGACGAAUACGAGGAGCUGCUCUCGAUGUGCACGAGAUCGAACCCUUCAGUUUUUCUCAGGGAGCUUUGAAAGACGCUCCUAAUCUGAUCUGUACUCCACACACGGCCUGGUACAGUGAACAAGCGUCUCUAGAGAUGAGAGAAGCAGCAGCCACAGAGAUACGCCGAGCCAUCACAGGUCGUAUUCCAGACAGUCUGAGGAACUGUGUGAAUAAAGAGUUCUUCAUCACCUCGGGCACAUGGGGCGUCAUCGAGCAGCAGGGGGUUCAUCCUGAACUCAACGGAGCUUCAUACAGCCAAGUCAACCAAUCACUACAAGCCAUCACUACCGGCUUCGCCCCCCAAGACAAACUCAAUGCUUGAAUGAAGAGCAGGUGAUUGGUCAGUGUGGCAUCACAACGGGUGUGGUGGGUCUGGUGUCAGGCGGGCUGUCAGAAGCCCACUCACAGACGCACUUACCAAACACACCAAGACCAGAGAAGAUGAGACAGAGCAACACACACACACACACACACACACACACACACACACGCACACACACACACACACACACACACACACAGAGGGAAUUGAUGUUUUUAAUGUGCACAGAAGCUCCGCCCCUCCUCCUCAGAGACAAAACAUUGAUUAACACAAAAACUUUAUUUUACAUUUCUUAUUACAGUCUGUGAUUAGAGCGUUUCAUCGGACGCACAUGCCUGGAUUGUAGUUAACUUCUGGUCUGUUUGUUUAUCGGUCUGGCUAGUGUCUAAUAAUAUAACUAUUUAUAUUUAAUUUAAUUUAUGUUAAUAUUCAUUUAUAUUAUUAUUUUAUUGUAUAAUAAUUUGAUUAAAUAAACGAUUUGUUGAAUGGGUCCUGUAGUUUGGUCGCAUUAAAGAAACCAUAUGGUUCACUGAUCUAGCGGUUGAGCUUGGUAUCGCAGUCUAAAUUCUAAAUAUUGGAGAAACGAGUUUAGUCAAGUAAUGGUUCUUCUCAGUUGCGUAACUUUGUUUUGAAAAGUGGUGGGGACAAAGACGACACAAACAAUACUUUAGUAAAUUGUUUCUGUAAUAACUCGUUGGGAAUAUUCAUGGGGGUCACAAGCGCGAAACAUGUAGGUGACUCAUCCUCCAGAAAACAGUAUAAAAACUGCGCUGCUAUAUCGACAGCUUCAGUGGUGUAACGUUAGUGUGAAAGACGCAUGACGAAUAAUAUUGACACUGCCGUGAUGCAGGUUCGAAUCUGCUGAACUCACUAUUCUAAAUUUUCACAUAUCAGAUCUGCUUCCAUUUGUUGACAUGAAGUAGGUAACACAUGUUUUACGCUCUACGCCACUGGGGCAGUUUAUUUACGCGUGCCUUUCUUACAUUUUGUCUAUUCCAAUCGGAAAUUGAUGGGCGGAGUUAGUAUAAAUAGCCUCUGCUUACAAAGUUUUUAUUCUGACGCAUUUCUGAGUGCAACGAAAUCAAAGCCACUAGAAGGCAAGCCUGCAACCUUUAGCCAACAUAGCGUAACGGCUAAUGCUAACGCCCUGGCUUCAGCGGAACGCAGGAAAGGAGACCAGAUGCUAGUUUUUUUAAUGGGUGUCAAUGGGUUUUGUUAGCCGUUACGGGUUCUCCAAUUGUAAGUAUUACAGACCCUCCCAUCCCCCUAUAAUAAUAGUAUCUCUGACGGAAUAUCGACUGUGAAAAAUAUUGGGUGGGGCUUGUGUUUUUCCUUCCUUCCGAUCUGAUUGGAUGUAUAAAAACAGGCGUUACAUGUGGAAAUGAAAAUAGCAGCAGACUGACAGUAGAAGGGGAGGAGUUUAUGGCUCUGCCCUGCCCAAGCCGUCUAACUGACGUCAUCUGAGACGAAUAGCCACUAGAGGGCAGAAGUGCAUUUUCAGAUUUUGAUUAAAGAUUUUAAGGACAUGUGAAUUUAAAAAAGUGAUUGGCCCACACUGAUUAGCUAUUUAUAACAAACGCUGCAAUAUUCCAUGAAAUAAUAGGAAUUGCUGUUUUCAUUUCACCGGGACUUUAAGGGCAGUCCACGAACGCACGCAUGUGCAGUCACGUUUGUUUAUGUUGUUGCUUUGAAACCGUCUGUACAAAUAAGAAUAUUUAUAGCGAUUGACCACCAGCAAGUGAUCAUUGAUGGAGUGAAAUGAAAUAUUGUUUAUGUGUAUGUGUAUGUGUGUGUUUGUCAAGCAAUGAUUGUGUGUUGAACAGGUGCACAGAAUAAGAACAGCAGAUGAAGGUUGUUUCAUAUUUGAUAUUCUGCGAGUUUGUGGUUUUGUCUUCAUUCUGCUAAAUGACUCAGGAACAUCACAUUUCUCAUUUUCUAUACCCUGCUUUUGUGUUUUAAAGAGGAGAAAAGUCAAAUGUGUUAUUUUUAUAAAGCAACAUCAUAAUAUUUCAAGAAGAACUGAACAUUUGAAAACAAGUCUUUUUGAUUUUUUUCUAUCGAUAAAUGUUCUUAUUUAACCACGCAGCGCUGCUCAGCUGGUGUGUAUUAGGUCUGUAUUAAAGAUGAUGUGAAACACACACAGGUUGUGUUACAUUGUGCUCAGAAAGCGAUAACUACACAAGGUAUAAUGUUUAUGAACAUUUAUUGUUCUCUAGAUGAAUGUGUUUUGUGAUGACAUUCAUUGUGUUUUUUUGUGCUCUGAAUUACAGUCCUAUGUAGUUCCUCUUUACACAUUUUAAUGUUUGAGGACAUUUUUGUUUGACUUCUGUAUGUUGUAGUAUUGUGUUGAGUUGAGUCUUAACACAGAACUAGUUGAGAAGCGCUGCUGUGUGAAACUCAUUUCUUCCGUUUAUUUUGAUGAGAUUGUGUGUUUGUCUAACAGAAAGGGAGAAACUGACACAAGCAGAAGCGUGAGGUUGUUUUAUUGUGAUUGUAUCUGUUUCUGGUACAAACUGACCAUUUAGUGUUUAGCACAAUUCAAUUAAAACAUGCAGU